Messenger RNA from Penaeus vannamei (Pacific white shrimp), 1547 nucleotides. Its product is annotated as ribosomal L1 domain-containing protein 1. The record is from RefSeq and is a predicted model, not a curated record. NCBI's taxonomy places the organism in Eukaryota, Metazoa, Arthropoda, Malacostraca, Decapoda, Penaeidae.
AAAACCUGGUUUGACAACAAUUGCAAAAAGUCAUCCAAGGAAGCUAGAAGGGAGAGGCUUUUGAAAAGAAAGAUGUGGGAGCACAAAAUCAAGGCAAGCAAAAACAAGUCAAAAGGCGGGGAAAAAAACAAGAAUCAGAAUAAAUCGGCACAGGAAAGUAAAGUGAAAAAAGAGAAGGCUCUUUCUCAAUUAGAUGAGAUCCAGGUGCAAGCAGCUGUUGCAGGUGUCCGAAAAUUGUGCAACAAAUUAUUGGCUGAAUCUAAAGAAUUGUUAGAAGUAGACAGUGAUCAGCACAUUUGCCUGCAAGUCAGUUUAUGCAAAGUGCCCAAAAAUAAAGAUAAACGAUCACCAUUGACCAUCAAAAUACCCUUGCCACAUCCUAUAUUGGGUGAAGACACAGAUGUCUUGCUCAUAACCAGAAUGCUUGACUGUGAACGUGGGCCUGACUAUGAGAAAACACUCAACCACUUCAAAGAGUUACUCAUACAAAAGGAAGCAGCACAUUACAUUACAGAAGUUAUAACUCUGAAGCAAUUAAGAAUGGAAUAUAAAGAAUUUGAAGCUAAAAGAAAUCUAGCGAAUCGGUUCCAGGUGGUCCUCGGUCAAGAUUGCAUUAUGGAACUCCUGCCAAAGUUACUGGGAAAACAUUUUUAUGCCAGAAAUAAGUUACCAAUUGCAGUAAAUUUGAAUUCAAAACACCUUAAGGGUGUAAUAGAGAAUGCUGUCAAUCAGACACUUCUUCAUUUCAACAUGAAGGGAAAUUGCUCUCAAGUCAAGGUUGGUCGUCUUAGUCAAAAUGAUGAACAGAUAACUGAGAACAUUUUGAAAGCUGUUGGGAAGAUUAUGCACCGGAUCCCUGGAGGCUGGAACAAUAUUCAGACCCUUUCCUUGAAGGGUCUUAAAACAAAAUCUGUACCACUCUAUGUUAAGACCACAACCUUUGAUGAGAAGAUCAAACUGCCAGAGAAGGAAGGCGAAUCAACAGCUCUAGGUACCUUAACUACACUCAACAAAGGAAAGCUUGUCUAUGUCAAGAAAGAUGGCAAUAUUAAAAUCAAGUGGAAAUACUAACCAUCUUUAAAGUAGAAAAGGUUGAGAAAACUGAGAAGAGUUAUCAAAAUGAAUAUUAUGAAGAAACAAGAGAAAGAAGGUACGGGAUAGGUACUAGAAGAAGCAAUAUAUUCUAUUGGUGAAACUUUGAGCCCAAAUUAUGCUUGUUUUAGAACAGGAUUAGUGAUACUCUUUUGUGAAAGUAUUGCUAAUCAUAAGGAAUUUAUAUGAUUUAUAAGUUAUUGGUACAAAAUUUUAUUAUUAUCAAUGUUCAUAAAGCAUAUUACUUUAAUCUUUUGAAUUGUACUAGGCAUUUUUUGUUUGUGGGUAUUCAGAUGAAGAACAGCUGUUAAAUGAGAGAACUAGAAAAUAUUACAUCAUAAAGUUUGAAUUAGUUGUUCCUACCAUUGUUAUUUUUUGUCAUUUGGAUUCUAUAUUUGGGUUUUGAAUAUAAUGUACAAUUGAGUGGCAGAAGCUCUAAAACACUGCUAAGAUUA